Messenger RNA from Gorilla gorilla gorilla (western lowland gorilla), 1447 nucleotides. RefSeq names its product olfactory receptor family 5 subfamily T member 1 (gene OR5T1). The record is from RefSeq and is a predicted model, not a curated record. Gene Ontology annotation, cellular component: membrane. The coding region runs from base 272 to 1249 and encodes 325 amino acids. Gene Ontology annotation, biological process: G protein-coupled receptor signaling pathway. Gene Ontology annotation, molecular function: G protein-coupled receptor activity; olfactory receptor activity. The transcript is spliced from 2 exons. NCBI's taxonomy places the organism in Eukaryota, Metazoa, Chordata, Mammalia, Primates, Hominidae.
GAAAGAAAAGUGAAACACACAAGGAAAAAUAAAUGGAAUAUGAACACCAAAUUCUUUUGGUUUGCAAACAAGGUGCAUCUAUCUCCAGAAUCAAAUCUCUUGUAUCCACCACCAUUCUUAAUGUAUCCACUUGGACACAAUUUUAUCACCACCUAUGCAUUUGCUGACAAGGAUUUCAUCUUGCUUUUCCAAGAAACAAACAUGAGGAUAUAAUUGGAUAAACUUAAUUUUCACAGGCUGUGGCAUUUAGUACAUAUAAACAAUAGCUAAAAUGUCAGGGUUGCCUUCAGAUAUGGCUCUAUACAAGCUUCAAUUAAACAAUUUUACUGAAGUCACCAUGUUUAUAUUAAUGGGCUUCACAGAAGAAUUUGAUGUGCAAGUCUUCCUAUUUUUAUUAUUUUUAGCAAUCUAUCUAUUCACUGUAAUAGGCAAUUUAGGGCUGGUUGUACUGGUCAUUGGGGAUUUCCGGCUUCACAGCCCAAUGUACUAUUUUCUUGGUGUUUUAUCAUUCUUGGAUGCCUGCUAUUCUACAGUUGUCACUCCAAAAAUGUUGGUCAAUUUCCUGGCAAAAAAUAAAUCUAUUUCAUUUCUCGGAUGUGCAACACAGAUGUUUCUUGCUUGUACUUUUGGAACCACAGAAUGCUUUCUCUUGGCUGCAAUGGCUUAUGAUCGCUACGUAGCCAUCCACAACCCUCUCCUGUAUUCAGUGAGCAUGUCACCCAGAGUCUAUGUGCCACUCAUCACUGCUUCCUAUGUUGCUGGCAUUUUACAUGCUACUAUACAUACAGUGGCUACAUUUAGCCUGUCCUGUGGAUCCAAUGAAAUUAGGCAUGUCUUUUGUGAUAUGCCUCCUCUCCUGGCUAUUUCUUGUUCUGACACUCACGUAAACCAGCUUCUACUCUUCUACUUUGUGGGCUCUAUUGAGAUAGUCACUAUCCUGAUUGUCCUGAUCUCCUGUGGUUUCAUUCUGUUGGCCAUUCUGAAGAUGCAUUGUGCUGAAGGGAGGAGAAAAGUCUUCUCUACAUGUGGAACUCACCUAACUGGAGUGACAAUUUAUCAUGGGACAAUCCUCUUCAUGUAUGUGAGACCAAGUUCCAGCUACACUUCGGACAAUGACAUGAUAGUGUCAAUAUUUUACACCAUUGUGAUUCCCAUGCUGAAUCCCAUCAUCUACAGUUUGCGGAACAAAGAUGUAAAGGAGGCAAUCAAAAGACUGCUUGUGAGAAAUUGGUUCAUAAAUAAGUUAUAGUUUUAAAAUUGAGUAAAGUUGCAAAUAAUAUUGGGUGUCAGUCCACAUCUCUAUGGUCAGAAAGUAGAGAAGAAAAUGUGUUUCUUUUAGUUAACAGUGCUUGUAACUUCUAGAAUAUUUUCAAAUAAAGCAUCAAUCAGUCUACUGAUUCACCAUUUUAGAAAUAUCAAUAUAUUGUAUCGUAUAAAAUAUGGCUUG